AUGGUGCGCUCGUAUCUUCGCCACGAGCCAACCUCUGCGUUCGGAAUCAUCUGUUCCGCUUCGGCCAACUCGAUCCUCGACCCGGACACCAAGACCGCUUUCGUCCCCGCGCUAGAAGAUGUGCUCGUCUGGGACGUUCGACGAGGUGCGCUCCUCGCCACCUGGCACGAGAUAGGUCAUCGAUCUAAAGUGACUGCGCUCGCGAGGUCGCCCACAGACCCCGACACCUUCGCUGUAGGCUACGAAGAUGGCAGCAUCCGCCUUUGGUCGGCAGAGACCAACUCGACUGCUGUCACCUUCAACGGCCACAAGAAAGCCGUCAUCGCCCUCACUUUCGACGCACAGGGCUUGCGAGUGGCCAGUGCCAGUCUCGACACGGACAUCAUUCUGUGGGACCUCGUAGCAGAGACGGGCCUGUACCGUCUGCGUGGCCACCGCGACGCUGUCACCGCCAUCGCCUUUGUGCGCACUCCAUCGACAUUCCAGCAGUCCACCUCGAACGGCGCAUCGUCCUCCGCUGCCGUCGUACACGCAGACUCCAACGCCGCUGGCUAUCUGCUCAGUACGUCCAAAGACGGCCUUCUGAAGCUGUGGGAUCUGUCGCUGCAGCACUGUGUGGAAACAGUGGUACACGGGUCCAACGAGAUCUGGAGCUUAGCCGUCUCGCAAGAUGUACCCCUCGCCAUGCAGGUAUCGACCAAGGGAAAGCAGGCCGCUGAAGACGACGACGAUGACGAUGCCGCCGACCGUAAUGCCAUCGCCGAUGGUGGCGCUCUCGUACUCACGGGUAGUGCCGAUGGCGACAUGAAAGUAUGGGAAAUCUCUUCAGAGGCGCUAUCUCGUGGUUUGCAAACCGUCACUAGCACCGACGAUGCUACGAGCGACGGCUCGUCCGACAAGUUCCUAAUCUCAAAAGGCUCCAUUCCUCUGUCGGGGAAGCACCGCGUGACGCAGAUCGAGUUUUGUGGCGUGCCCAAGCGUCAAGCCGGCGCUACCGCCGUGGCACCCUCGCACGGCCAGGGCUUCAUCGCUGUCUCAGGUACCGACAAGGCGGUGCAAGUGUUCCGACUGCGCUCAACGCAAGAGAUGGCCAAAAAGAUGGAACGUCGCAGGAAACGCAACAAGGAGAAAGCCGACAAGAAGCGGGCAAAGGAGGGAGCCAAUUCGACUGCUGCAGACGUCACUCAGGAAGCUGUGCAAGAUCAUGUUACCUGGACCGACCGCAUCGAAGCUUACACUAAUGUCCGACCCUCGGCAGGCAAGCUCAAGAGCUUCUCGCUCGUCACGCCGCGCUCCAACAAGGCCUCAUCCAACAAGUUCGGGCUCAGCGUUUUGUGUGCCCUCUCGACCAACGCGCUCGAAAUCCACAGCGUACCCGCACCGCCACGUUCCAAGGCGGAAAAGGCUACCCCCAUUGAGCCUGUCCUCGCCAGCGCACUCGAAGCGCCGGGCCACCGAUCCGACAUCCGCGCCGUUGCCCUGUCAUCGGACGACACGCUGCUCGCCUCCGCCUGCGGAGCGGGCCAGCUCAAGAUCUGGAACGUCAACACAGGCCGCUGCAUCCGCACGCUUCCCUGCGGCUAUGCGCUUUCGGUCGCCUGGCUGCCCGGUGACCAGCACGUCUUGGUCGGUUGCAAGGACGGCACGCUGCGCAGCUUUGACGUGCGCGCCGGUAUCGCUGUAGAGACACUCGAUGCGCAUCAGGGUCCGCUAUGGAGUGUCGCUGUUCAGCCGGACGGUUUGGGCUGUGUCUCUGCAAGUGCCGACAAGGAGGUCAAGUUUUGGGAGUUUGAGAUGCAGGUGCCCGAGGACGAGAGCGAGGGCGAAAAAGAUGACGCUGAGGAAGGGAAAGCGCAAGGUCCACCUCAACUGGCGCUGGUGCACGUACGAACGCUCAAGAUGACCGACGACGUGCUCUGCGCGCGCUUCUCGCCCAACGGCAAGCUGCUCGCUCUGUCGCUGCUGGACAACACGGUGAAAGUAUUCUUCGCCGACUCGCUCAAGUUCUUCCUCUCGCUCUACGGCCACAAGCUGCCCGUGCUCGCGCUCGACAUCUCCGGCGACAGCAAGCUCUGCGUUACCGUCAGCGCGGACAAGAACGUCAAACUGUGGGGUCUCGAUUUCGGCGACUGUCACAAGUCGAUCUUUGCGCACAACGAGAGCAUCAUGGGCGUCUGCUUCGAACACGGCCAGCAGGGUGGUGGGCUGAUGGGCGGUCGACAGGGCAACUCGCACCAUUUCUGGACCGUGGGCAAGGAUGGCUUGUUGAAGCACUGGGAUGGAGACAACUUCCAGAUGAUCCAGCAGCUCGAGGGGCAUCAUGGGGAAGUGUGGGCGGUGGCGCCGGGGCACAGCGGGAAGGUGGUGGUGACGGCGGGUGCGGAUCGGUCAAUUAGGACGUGGGAGAAGACGGACGAGCCGCUGUUUUUGGAGGAGGAGCGGGAGAGGGAGAUGGAGCGUGCGUUUGAGGGGGCGGGGCAGACGAGGCAGGAUGAAGAGCGCGCGAUUGGGUCGUUGGCCGACGGGGUGGAUCCCGAUGCCGAGGGUGCCGUGUCGAGUGGACCUGAAGCGACGGGUGUUUCCAAGAGCACGACCGAGACCAUGAUGGCGGGCGAGCGAUUGAUCGAAGCGCUCGAGACGGCGGAUGCCGACAUUGCAGCACGUACUGCUGCACGCUCUGCUGGGCAAGCUGAGCCCGCCUACCACGCGCUCAUCAUGGCCGAGUUCGACUCAUCGCGCUCGCCCGUCGACGAAGACAUCAGCGCGCACAAGUACGUCCUGCGUGUCCUCGAGAAGAUCCUCCCCGCCCAACUCGAAGAUGCGCUCCUCGUGCUGCCCUUCGACAAAGUCCUCUCGCUCCUGCGCCACCUCGAUCACUUUGCGCGAAAGGAGUGGAACAUCCCCCUCGUCAGCCGCAUCCUCUUCUUCCUCCUGCGCACGCACCACAACCAGAUCGUCGCCAACCGCAUCAUGCGCCCUACGCUGCUCGACCUCAAGACGCACCUCCGCCGCGCACUCGCCAGGCAGAAGCAGACUAUCGGCUUCAACCUGGCGGCGCUCAAAUUUAUCAAGGCGCAGCACGUCGCUCAGAAGACCACGGAGAUCUACGAGCGCCAGGGACUGAAUGUCGACGAGGACACGGUGCGUGCCAAGAUCGAGGCCAACGCUGCGAGGAAGCGCAAGAUCCGCGUGGCUUGA
Sporisorium graminicola is the source of this 3198-nucleotide messenger RNA. RefSeq lists its product as uncharacterized. The record is from RefSeq and is a predicted model, not a curated record. The coding region runs from base 1 to 3198 and encodes 1065 amino acids. Gene Ontology annotation, cellular component: small-subunit processome; Pwp2p-containing subcomplex of 90S preribosome. The transcript has a single exon. Gene Ontology annotation, molecular function: protein binding; snoRNA binding. Lineage: Eukaryota; Fungi; Basidiomycota; Ustilaginomycetes; Ustilaginales; Ustilaginaceae. Gene Ontology annotation, biological process: maturation of SSU-rRNA.